UGAAGCGGUUGCUAGGAGACGUGUCCUGUCGGCUCGUGCCCUAUCUGGAGGUGAGGAGGAGGAGUUGUGUGCGCGUGACGGGCAGGUGUUCACUUUGCCUUAGUAGCGCAGGUGACCUCUCUGGGUGUGGCCACAUUCAGCCUCUGUGCUCUGAGUAUUGAUCGCUUCCAUGCGGCCACCGGCCCCGGGCCCCUUCAGACGCCAAAGGUGGAGCCCUGCCAGUCGAUCCUAUCCAAGCUGUCCGUCAUCUGGGUGGGCUCCAUGGUGCUGGCCGCCCCUGAGCUGCUGCUGUGGCAGCUCCUCCAGGAAACUGUCAGCCUGCCAACGCUCACCACUGACCCGCAGCAGAGCCAGUCAGGAGGCUCACUGAUGGCUGCAUUCAGGGCCCGAACAGGCGCGUUUAAGGUGGAUAUCUGUGUCCGUGAGCCGUCUGUGGAGCUCCCAGAGAACAUCUACUCUCUGGUGCUGACCUACCAUGAGGCUCGCAUGUGGUGGUUCUUUGGAUGCUACAUCUGUUUGCCGCUGCUCUUCACUCUGGCCUGCGACUUGGUGACGAGGCAAGUGUUAGCCCAGCGUCUUCCACAGAAACCCAGUGGUGACAAGGUGACCGCCAGAUGCUCGUCCUCCUCUUCGUCUUCUUCCUCGACAAAGAAAAAGCGGCAUGUGAGAGAGCAGAGGCUGCGUUCCACUGUGAUGGCACUCACCAUCUUGUACAUCACAUGCAAUCUGCCGGAGAGCAUUUGUAACAUCACCCUGGCGUACGUCUCCGUCCAUGUGUCCGCUGCGCUCCCGGCUCUGGCUCUGCCAGCACUGAGUCUGAUUGGACAGUUCCUGCUGUUUGUGCGUUGCUCGGCGACACCGGUAUUGCUUCUAUUCCUGUGUCGCUCGCUGGGCCAGGCCUUCAUGGACUGCUGCUGCUGCUGCUGUGAAGAGUGCCUUCCCGACGGCAACUCCUCUUCAUCGUCAUCUGCUUCAACCACCGCCACCUCCAACCUCUCCUCGCCCACAUCGCCCUCCCCAUCCUCCCUGUCUCCUUCCAGCAAAGAGGAGACGAAGAGCAUGUUAGCGACAGAACCAGCAGUCUUCUAUGACACAGCGAAAGACUCUUCAACAGCUAUCGGGACGCCCUGCUGAGGCCCAGCACUGCAUUUAGCUGCAUGUAACUUUAAAGGAUCAUUUCGGUUUAUUACAACUUGGGUCUUAUUUUCUUAGUUUUGUCCAUCAUUUGUGUAAGUUAUAAUAAUAUUGUACUCACCAUGUUAAAAGCAGAUAUCUCAUAUGAUCGGAUGAUCAGACAAGUUGGAAACAAACCGACAGUUUAUCCGGAUCACACUAUAUGGCCAAAACAAUGUGGACACCCCUGUCUCAGUCUGUUUUUCCUGGUUUGGUCUCUUAGUUCCUAUGAAGGGAAAGCUUUAUGCUACUUGUGAUGUUUUAGACAAUAGUGUGCUUCCAACUUUGUGGCAACAGUUUGUUCCUUUCCUGUUUCUACAUGACAAUGUCCCCAUGCACAAAGCCAGCUCCAUAAAGAAGUGGUUUUCCCAGUUUGGUGUGGAAGAACUUGACUGGCCUGCACAGAGGCCUGACUUCACCCCAAUCCAACACUUUUGGGAUGAACUGGAACACCGACUGCAAACCAGACCUUAUCACCCACCAUCAGUGUUUGACCUCGCUGAUGCUCUUGUGGCUGAAUGGGAGCAAAUUCCUGCAGCCAGGUUCCAACAUCUGGUGGAAAGUCUGAAACUAGAAGAGUGGAGGCUGUUAGAGCAGCAGAUGUGGUAAUACAUGAUAUGGGGGUAAUGUUCAGAUGUCCACAUACUGUGUUGGGUUGUUCACAUACUCUUGGUCAUGUAGUGUAUCUAAUCCACUUUAUUUGGCAGUAUAGCUAGUUUUAUUGAAGGUAAAACUACAACUACAGUAAGUACAGUAGGUCAAAGUUGAAGCAGGAAGUGGGUCUGUAAUGGAUGUUGACAUCGUUGACUUAGUUUUCUCUUCCACAUUAAGUUCAUCUAACCUACAGAUUUGUUUCCAACCUGUCUGAUCGUCUGACUGUUUGUGUUCCUUGACCUGUCAAACUGUGAAAACACUGUUUUCUUAGAUCUCAGCUAUUAACUUGGUGAGUACAAUAUUAUUAUAACUGAUAGAAAUGAUGGAAACAGCAACAAAAAGUACCAAAAUAAUAGUUGUCAUAAAUUGGAAUAAUCCUUUAAUCUCAGUCUGAAUGAACUGAUGGUGUGGAGCCACUGUAGGAGCAGAAGCAAGCGUUAGAUGAUUAUAUACAAUAUAGAGUAUGUUUUUAAAAAAAAAAAAAGGAGUUUAGUGUUGUCCACCUGUGAUGGAUUUAAUCCUGUUAUUGUAGGACCCAUUGUUUUGCAGUUUUUUACGAUACAUUUUACAUGUUAUAGUUAUUAAUCAUUUUCUAAUGCUCAUUCAGGAUAUUAGUAUCAUCUGCUCUAAGUACUGUAUUAUAGAGACAAACUGGGUAAUUUGAGUUUGGGGGAUUUUAAAAUUGCUAAACUGAAAAUGUAGAUGUACUGAGACUUUUGUCAGCAGACUGACAGACUGCUGUGAACUUUGUGAGCUGUUUUUUUUUUUUUUUUUAAAAAACAUGAUUUUGCUGUUGCUGCUCAUAUGCCCGACUUACACUGUGUCUACACAGGAUGUGUUGUGUAAGUAGUACGUUGCAGCUACGCGCGUGUGAAACGCAUGCUGUGUAGACAGCAGGUUAAAAAGGGAUGAGAUCAUAUUAGUCAAGAUCAAUCAAAAAAUUUGAAGCUACAUGAAACAAUUCAGUGUGAAGUUUGAGAUUUUUUUACUUGUCUUUUGGUUUAGUAAAGUUUAGAUUUUCUUCAAGAAAAAACUUGUGAGUAAUUCCCUCUCAGUGUGUUUUUUGUAAUGUCUGGUAUACACUUUAUUAACUGAUACAAACAGUAGAGCUGUUGAUGAAUGCUCUAUCUGUGUUUACAGAGCCUUUUAUUCCACUGCUAAUUGGAAUAGAAAUGAGUUACACCUUUCACAGUCCGUUCAGCAGAUGAAACUCUGGAAGUGCUCUUUUUACUUAUUUUAAAUAUGAAGUUUUUAUGAGUUGGUUAUGAUUUUUUAAAUAAAAACUACAGAAUUUUUCUUUCAGCAGCAUAAUCACAUCUUAAAAGACAAGUCUGGUGAUAUUUUUCUUAUUGUCAACAAAUCCCAUGGAAAGAUCAAACCAACAAUGAACUUAUCCCACUAACAAGUAUUAUCUGUGUAUCGAAAACCUGAUAUAUCUUAUUCAUCUGUGCCAUAGAGCUCCUUUGUUGUCCAAAAACUAUUGUGCUGUAAAUACUCACUAGAGCACCAAAUGUGUAUUAAUCCACAGAUGAAAAUAGUCCCUGACAAAUGUGUUAUUUACUUCUGAUGAGUAACUUUUGAUUAAAAACUACAGUGAUCAGCUGUUUUAGGAAAUUACUGAGUCUUUGUUAGUCAUUUUUAAAGAUUUAAGUCUUCAGUAGGAAACAAUCGGCUUGGGGCUGAGUGCCAAUGACAGGGUAGGGACGUCUGAAAAUAUAGAGAGACGGAAUAACACAUUGUUGGUUUUGGUCUGCACAUGGCAUUUGUUGACAAUAAGAAAAAUAUAAAAUAACUUCAGCCAUGUCCUGUAAGUUGGCUCCCAUGAAAAAGCUAGAAUUUCCUCCAAGUGUGUCACCUGUUAAAUGGGAAUUUUCUUAUAGUAGUAAGUAUUAGAUUUAAAUCUGCAGACAUCCAGGUCCAGUUAAGAGUUAAAUCAAAUGGUAAGCUGCCAAGCAUGAGUACAAAUAAAGUCAGAGAGAAAAGACAGAUAGAAAACAGAAAAAGAGGAAAAACAAUAGAAGAAACAAAAAAAAUGGGGGGAGGAGAAAUUUUGUUGUUUUCCAAACAAAGAAGGAAAAACAGGCCAAAGACUGAAAAGGAAGAGUUUUCUGGUGGAGAGUUGCAUUUGUUCCAAAAGCAUCUGAACACUUUUGGAGAAUCUUUAUGUAGAUUCAUUUUAUUUGGAAAAAGAGAGAUGGCUCAUGUUAUACUCUGAUCUCCAUUGGAAGGAAUGCUGCGCAGCAAUGCUCUCAACACCCACUGAAGCAGAAAGCUGUUCAUGCCUGACUGUGACGCUCCUUUUUGUCAUUAUUCAAUUAUUGAAGGUCACAGCUUCACAAUAACAGUUGGCCUUUGAGUUUCUGAAGACAUAAUACACAUAGUCGCUCUGUGACUGCUGCUUUGCUGGAGCGAGCAGACUGGAAAUUCAUUGCUUAACCAAGUAUUUUCAGGCGUUUCACAGCUUUUUAAAAUAUUUUUAAUAUAUUGAUGUAAAAAAAAACAAGUCAUCCAUCUUUUCCAAAAAUGUCACAACUUUGUGAAUACCUUCUAAUGUUGGCAGAAAGUCAUCUUUAGAAAUGAAAAACCUAAUACACAGGUACGUAAAGAAAAUACAACACAUUUCAAACAAGUUGUCCUCUACGGAACCCCAGAAGUCUCAAAAGAUAAGAUUUUUUAUAAUAAUAUUAUGAUAUCUGGGCACAAGAUUCAUAUCUUGAUAGAGAUGAGAUUCUGUCUUGUCUGUGCAAGAUAAUAUAUGGAUCAAGAUAUGGAUCUUGUGCCCACAAUAACUUAGAAGAAAGUAGACAUUGUGUUUUUAACUGCUGCUAAAAGUCUGCAGUCCCUCUUUCUUUCAGACUAACCGGUAAACAACAGGUGUAACAGGUCCUGUUGCUGAAUUCAUAAAAACGCAAAUCUCUAAUUCAUUAUUUAAUUGGACCCUUUUCAUGAACACGGAAAACACAACACCACCUGAAGGCACCUGGGCAUGGCUGGUUGCAGUAAUCAGUCCAAUUAUUAAUCAAUCACACUUUAUUUAUAUAGCACCUUUCAGACAAAUUAAAUACAAUUCAAAGUGCUUUACAAGGGAAUGACUGCAUUUAGGGUAUGAAAAAUGGAUUUAGAGACUAAUGCACACUAAAACAAUCAAAAACUAAAAGUUAAAUGAAUAAGACAACAAUAAAAGAUGUAUAGUUAGGAUAAUAAAAAAAUCAAUAAUUAAAGUAAAAUAUUAAAAAAAUAAAUAGAUAAUAAUGAUAAAAUACAUAUAAAUAAUAAAACCAUGAAAUUAUUAAAAAAAUACUACAUAAAAGCCUGACUAAAUAGAUGGGUUUUUAGUUUACGUUUAAAAAUAUCAGUGUUUUCAGCUGCUCUCAGAUCCUCUGGAAGGCUGUUCCAGCGGCUCAGAGCGUCGUGGCUGAACGCAGCAUCUCCAAAUGUUUCUGUUCUGCUUUUUGGAUCCGCUAAAAGAGAAGAACCGGAGGAUCUGAAAGGCCUUCCUGGUUCAUAAACUAAAAACAUUUCUGAGAGGUAGUCUGAUGCAAGGCCAUGUAGUGCCUUAUAAACAAAUAAAAUAAUUUUAAAAUCAAUACGAAAACAGGUAACCAGUGUAAAGACUAAAAUAGGUGUAAUGUGUGCUCUCCUCUUGGUUUUAGUCAGCUCUCGUGCAGCUGCAUUUUGAACUAAUUGUAGCAGAUUUUUUGUGUUCUUUGGUAGACCAGAAAGGAGAGCAUUACUGUAGUUUUAGCCUGCUAGUUAUAAAAGCGUGCAUCAGUCUCUCUGUGUUGCUCAGAGAGAGAAAUUAAGCAAUUAAGUUCACUUGGUCUGAUUCUGGUUGCAGGCCCACAGCUGGUGCUAACAGGAGCUGACUCUCAGCCCAAAUCUACCUAAGCCCACACCCCUAAACCUGAGCCAAAUCUGGCAGCUAUGGUUGGGCCAGAGCCGGCUCAUGUUUUUUUAUUUUUGUGUAAUUUUUGUUCUUAGACUAAUCCAAGAAUGAUCUAACUCAAUACAUCAAUCCAACAUAUCUUUUUGAAAGAGAUGAAACUGAUAUCCAUCUUCUCAUCUGACAAUAGGAAAGACAAAGAAAAAAGUAUUUCACAAAAUGUUCCUUUAAAAAAGGCUUAAAAGAAUGGGAGUUUCUCUUGUGUGGAGAUUUGAGCUUGACAUUGACUGUACAUUGAAUUUUAUGCCUUUUUACCCAAUAAACAGUUGAAGUUUCA
This is a messenger RNA of Siniperca chuatsi (mandarin fish), 6047 nucleotides long. RefSeq names its product G protein-coupled receptor 37 like 1a (gene gpr37l1a). Lineage: Eukaryota; Metazoa; Chordata; Actinopteri; Centrarchiformes; Sinipercidae. The coding region runs from base 262 to 1134 and encodes 290 amino acids. The transcript has 2 exons. Gene Ontology annotation, molecular function: G protein-coupled peptide receptor activity. The record is from RefSeq and is a predicted model, not a curated record. Gene Ontology annotation, biological process: adenylate cyclase-inhibiting G protein-coupled receptor signaling pathway; positive regulation of MAPK cascade. Gene Ontology annotation, cellular component: signaling receptor complex; plasma membrane.